CAAGCAGGACGUAGGCGGCUACGCUGCCCUGCAUCAGUGAUUGAGGCUCCAACGGUUCGUGGGAAAGCUGUACAGAGGGAAUUGUAUAGGCACCAGUCAUCAGUCUACCUGGUCGCGCACCGAUCCACUGAGACGUUAGUAAAGACAUACUCUCGCCAUCACCAUGAAGAGGCCUUGUGAGGAUAGUACUUCUGACAGCGACAUGGAUGAAACUAUUGAUGUCGGCAGUGAGAAUAAUUAUUCUGGGCACAGCAAUGGAUCAUUUAUUAGAUGUGGCUCCCCAACAACAACAACCCAAGUUAUGGCAAGAAAAAAACGAAGAGGGAUCAUCGAGAAGAGAAGGAGGGAUCGAAUCAAUAAUAGUUUAUCAGAGUUACGUCGACUUGUUCCAACUGCAUUUGAAAAACAAGGUUCUGCCAAAUUAGAGAAAGCAGAAAUAUUGCAGAUGACAGUGGAUCACCUAAAGAUGCUGCAGACCACUGGCGGUAAAGGGUAUUUUGAUGCCCAUUCCCUGGCUAUGGACUUCAUGAGCGUGGGCUUCAGGGAGUGUUUGACGGAGGUGGCCAGGUACCUGAGCUCUGUGGAGGGAUUAGACAGCAUUGACCCCCUGCGCGUGCGCCUGGUAUCCCACCUCAGCACCUGCGCAUCUCAGAGGGAGGCAGCUGCCAUGACCUCAUCCAUGGCACACCACCAGCAGGUGCUCCCCCCUCACCACUGGGCCGCAGCCUUCCACCCCCUCCCCGCCGCCUUCCUCCAACAGAGUGGACUGCCCUCCUCAGACAGCGCCACCAGCAGACUGUCUGUGGAGGUGCCCCAGCGCGGCUCGGCCCUACUAACAGCCACCUUCGCCCACACUGACUCUUCUCACAGAGCGCCCUCUAAUGGCAGUGUGGCACCCUGCGUCCCCCCACUCUCCACCUCCCUCCUGUCGCUCUCGGCCACCGUUCACGCGGCGGCCGCUGCUGCUGCGGCCCAGACUUUCCCCCUGUCCUUUCCCGGAGGAUUCCCCAUCUUCACACCUCACAGUGUGAGCAGCACAGCAUCUAUGGUCGCUUCAGCUGUGUGCCCCUCCAUUUCCACCACAUCCACCUCACAGCAGAGCAGAGACCGAGAGGGCAGCAGCAAACCAUACAGACCUUGGGGAACAGAAGUGGGAGCCUUUUAAGUGUUCGACUUUUACAAGGUCUCAGUGUGGCUGGAGGUCAUCCACACUAUACAGAUAAAGGAACAAUAAUGUUUUAUUAACUAUGGCUUUUUUUGUGUCCAUGGACUUUUAUUCCGACAGCUUAUUUCAUUUCUGGCUGUGUGCAAAUUCAGAGCACAUGCAUGCAAGCUCUCUCAUGGGAGAGAGAGAGAGAGAGAGAGAGAGAGGAUAAUUAGAUCCACUUAAAAUGUACUAAUGUUUUAUUUUUAUUAAAGAACAGCACUCAAAUUAGACCUCUCUAGACUCCAUUUUCUCCCUCUUCAGUGUCAGUUUGUUUUCAUAAUUUUCUUCACUGUCACUAUUGCUUUAGAGCAUGUGUUUCCCCAACAUUGGCUGUUUAAUUCACAUUGUUAUGAGCAAUAUUUUCAGAAUUUGAGAAAUGGAAACGAGAUCCAGCAGAAGUUUUGUUUUGCUUCGAUCUCAACUCUUGGUGGAAAAUAGUGUGAUUAACAAUCACUAAGCAGUGUCUUUAGUUUGGAGUUGCUCCAAUCAAUCAAAUGAAGAACAUUGGAGGAAGAACCAAAUGUUUUGGAGAUAAUAAGGCAACACAUGAAUCAAUGUAGUGUGUAUCUAAUCAAAUCCAUGAACUAACAAGUUUGUAAAUAUGUAUGAAUAUUAGAUGAACUAGAAGCUAUAUUGAAGGUAGAGGAAGACAUAUUUGGUAUGAUGCACUUCAAUUUGCUGCUGGAAACACGACAGGAGCUUUUUUCUUUAGAAAGUACAAAAACAACACAUCACAUCACGGUUCCAACUGCAGUUCAAUGAUAUUACUAUAACUUGUCUUUUUAUAUAACCGGUUUCUAUGCAAACAGCCCUCUAUAGA
Molecule: messenger RNA, 2027 nt
Organism: Salvelinus namaycush (lake trout)
Lineage: Eukaryota; Metazoa; Chordata; Actinopteri; Salmoniformes; Salmonidae
Product: hairy/enhancer-of-split related with YRPW motif protein 2-like
Exons: 5
Coding region: 164-1165 (333 amino acids)
Biological process (GO): anterior/posterior pattern specification; Notch signaling pathway; regulation of neurogenesis
Cellular component (GO): nucleus
Molecular function (GO): DNA-binding transcription factor activity, RNA polymerase II-specific; RNA polymerase II cis-regulatory region sequence-specific DNA binding; protein dimerization activity
Source: RefSeq, a predicted model, not a curated record